This is a messenger RNA of Cladophialophora immunda, 2061 nucleotides long. RefSeq lists its product as uncharacterized. Gene Ontology annotation, cellular component: peroxisome. Gene Ontology annotation, molecular function: fatty acid binding; acyl-CoA oxidase activity; FAD binding. The record is from RefSeq and is a predicted model, not a curated record. Gene Ontology annotation, biological process: fatty acid beta-oxidation using acyl-CoA oxidase; lipid homeostasis. The transcript has 2 exons. Bases 1 to 2061 code for a protein of 686 amino acids. NCBI's taxonomy places the organism in Eukaryota, Fungi, Ascomycota, Eurotiomycetes, Chaetothyriales, Herpotrichiellaceae.
AUGAGAGAUUUCACUGCAAGCCUUCGCCCUGCUCAACCAGAUGGCCCGACUAUGCUCAGUCAAGAGCGAAUGCGGUCUGGCAUAAAUUCGGAGCAGCUGGCACAACACUUGCUGGCUAAAAAUGGUUUCCUCGAACGACAAAAGAAAAUACUCGACAUCCUCAAUAAGCACUCGAUCUUUAUCAAACAAAACCAACUCAAUCUCGCUCGACCGGACCGUUACUAUCUAGCACUUGCGCGAGCUAAACAGAUUCGCCGCUUGGUUGCCGAACACAAAUGGGAUAGGCUCGACGUGGACAUGGCCGAGUACCUAGUCGAUGAAAUGAGCCCUUUUGCACUGAACUCGACCAUGUUCCUAAAGUCCAUGCAGCAGCAGUGCAACGAGCAACAGCGUGCAUAUUGGCUUCCAAAGACCAAUUCAUUUGACGUCCUCGGCUGCUAUGCGCAAACAGAGCUCGGGCAUGGCAGCAAUGUCAAAGGUCUAGAGUGUGAAGCAAGAUGGGACCAACAGACCAAGACCUUCGUCAUUCACAGUCCAACACUGACGGCCUCGAAGUGGUGGAAUGGCUCUUUGGGAAGAACUGCAAACCAUGCGGUAGUCGUGGCGCAAUUGCUACUACCCUCAGGCGCUGGAUUCAAGAGCUACGGGCCACACCAAUUCAUUGUUCAGAUACGCGACAUGAAGACUCAUCAGCCUCUGGACGGUAUCGUCAUCGGUGACAUUGGCCCCAAGUACGGCUAUACUACUAUGGACAACGGCUAUACUACUAUGGACAACGGCUAUAUGCUUUUCCAGCACCAUCGAGUGCCUCACAUCCAACAAGUGGUCUAUGGGACCAUGACCGCAAUCAGGGCGGACAUUGUGGAGCAUGCUAGACUUAUCCUAGCUCGCGCCGUCACCAUCGCGAUCCGUUACACUUCGAUACGGAGACAGUUCAAAGAUCGAGAUGAGUCCAACCCCUCGGCGCCAGAGCUAGUCGUCCUGGACUACCCAACGGUUCAAAUGCGACUGUUCCCCCUUCUGGCGACGACCUUUGCCUUGCACUACACCGGACUAGCAAUGAGGGCCUUAUACGAAAGCAACCAGGAGACUAUCAGUCGCAAUGAUUUCUCAGCGUUGGCGGAGACCCACGCGUUGUCCUCCGGUCUCAAGGCUCUUUGCACAACGCUCGCAGCAGACGGCAUAGAAACCAGUCGCCGCGCUCUUGGAGGACAUGGUUUCGGUGGAGGCAGUGGCAUGAUUCCACUAAACAGUGAUUAUUUGUCGAAACCCACCGUUGAGGGCGACAACUAUAUGAUCACCCAACAGACUGCAAGCUACCUGAUCAAGGCCAUGGGGAGAGCCAAGAGACAGCCUUCCGCACAGUGCGAUCCUACGCAGCAGAUGUAUCGAGAAUACCUGUCUGGCGGAACAAAAGCACCCCUCAAACUUCUAGACGACGACGCCGCAAUUGUGAGGGCAUUUGAAAUCCGAGCUUGUGUGGUAGGACACCAAGUGUACCAGGCAAGGGUGGAAAACGGCCGCGGCUGGACAAAUCUCAUGGUUGAGCUCCACGAGCUCAGCAUUAUUCACUCGGAAAUGUUGCUGGUGCGCAAUUAUUUCACAGCACUCCAAACCCGAUCGGGGCCUCCUUUGUCAGAUCAGACCUGGGAUGUGAUGCGGCUGAUGUUCCAACUCUUCUCUCUGAAAACAAUCCUGACCCGUCCAGCCGAGUUUUUGGCGUCAGGAUUGAUUACCGUUGACGAAAUGACCAGGUUAAAGGAUGAGGUCGCCUCCAUCAUGGCCAAGUUACGACCACAUGCUGUCAGCCUCGUUGAUGCAUGGAAAAUUCCCGAUUAUCUUCUGCAAAGUGCUCUGGGCAGUUAUGAUGGCGAUGUCUACAACCGCCUGUUCAAGCAGGCCCACGAGAUGAAUCCACUCAACAAGCUCACUUUCAACCCAGAUUGGAGAAGCAAGGAAGUAGUGCUUGGAGAGGGAGUGCAGGCAUCUCAAAGGAAAAUAGAGGAAUUGGUCUGGGGAAAUGUGUCACCUGCCAGCAGGUCCAAUCUUUCGAGACUCUGA